ACACACACACACACACACACACACACCCUUUCAACCAGAACGUAUUACAGUGGUGAUUUUCAAACAAGGCUGAUUUUCACUGGCUCCAAAGGGCUUCACCUGUCAUGUGUUUAUUGUUUGCUAUACCUUACCUCUGUAAUGUCAUUCUAAAACACACAUACACAGAAACACAACAGCAUCGCUUGGUUACCUCCCUAUCACACAGAGCCAUUAUGUAAUUCACCCUUGGUAACUGUUCUGGAUGCUUGGUCUGAUCUCUUUCCUCUCUAUAGUCUUGAGCCGCGUUCUCUCCGGCUCUGCGACGCCAUCUAGCGACAUUCCAACACCUCAGUUUAACCCAUGCGUGUGUCUGAUGUUAUGCCUCCACGCUUUUCUUUCUAUUACGUCUGAUCCCUCACACAGUUAAAAGGUAUAUAAAGUAUUAUUAAGCUGAGAAAACUGGAGUCUGUUGAAUAAUUAUUAGAUUAGUGUGUUUAUAAGUGUUUAUUAUAUAGCAAUGUAAUAAUUAAUUGUUAAUUAGCAUAAAACUAACAAAAACAAAACAAGGUAAAUCCUCAAAAGCGAUCGUCGCUAUAUUGUAAAUUUAAUCUGUGUUUGUUGCUUUGCGGUGAUUAGUUCCGUGCGCAACAGUAAGGCUUUGUGCGCCGUAGCGCAGUGCCGUGCGCGUUUUCUCUGUCUUAUUUGUGUGAGCCUGCACAGAAAGCUGCAGCUGAUGUCAGUUUAGAGCAGUGCGGAUGUGUGCUUUCGUACAGGCAGCUAGGCGCGCGCGCGCACACACACACGCGCGUCUUCGCCUCCCUCCUUCUCUUUCCUCUGUGCGCUGCGCUGGUGAGAGGUUGACAAAAGACGGGCCAACCCCGCCUCAUGUAGAAGGACGAGGAGGGGUUGAACGCGUGGAGCGUAUACAGCUUCCCUGCGACUCUACUUAGCUUCCAAUAUAGCUAUAUGUUAAUGGUAUACACAUGGUAAGAGCGAGCGGGGAAAGGGGGGCCCAUAACACAAACCAGUGUCUCUUUAAAAAAAGAAGUUUCUUGUUGUAUUCUGGAAUGAGGUCAGACACGAGGCUCCUCAUUGCACGCGCUGAUUAUUAUUAGAUUCCAUUUUUGGCCAAUGGCUGGCGACGGGGCGUGGUUUGGGCGCAGAGGCAGCGUAGCGACAGCCUCCCAUUGGUGGAUUUUUAUCGCCGUUGUAUCUUGGGAAGGGAUAAAUGCGAGCGAGGGGGGCCGGGACUGGAGGGCUGCUUGAAACUCAGCUGCAAGUGUGCAGACGGAAGGCUGGACAGUGUUACUCGCGCAGCGUUUCUUUUUUUGCCCCCUCUCUCCCCCGACUGCAUGGCUUUUGUUUGCAGGAGAGGAGAACGAGCUGAUGCAGAGAAAAGCACUUACUUUACACACUGUACUUGAGCGCUCUGUAAGUGCCGGAGCGCGCGGUGUGGCUCUCAGCCUGCGCUCUGCAGCCGCGUAGACUGUGUUCAGUCACCACACGGCUGAAUUGAUUUUCUAACACAGAAGGAAGAGACUGAUAACAGGGUACCCGGUGGAGAAGGGGGCUAAACUGUCCGUGCUGUCUGAACACGCAGCACCUGGAGAUUAAACUUUUUUUUUUACACACUAAGCCUUUUUAAUGGCUCCUCUGGACUGAACGCUCAUCAUCUCAGGAGUGAAUUGCCUCGCGCGCGUGUGGAAGAACUCGCCUCGAACUGUGAAGGCUGAAGACGAAAUAGCUGAGUUCGCUUUAAAGUGACUCGCAGGAGCGAGCGCGGAAGGGGGGGGAGAACGAGCACGUACGCAGCGCUCCCUCCGCGUGUGCGCCCGGGCGGCAUGGUGCAGAAAAUGAGCCACGCGGAGAGCACCGCCGAGGCGCUCUCCUUCUUCGCCGGGGACUCGAGCGCCGACUCCGGCGCGUGCAUGGACCUCGACCCGGCCGCGUCGCCCCUCUCGCCGGGCUCCGCGGCGUCCUCGGCCCCCGGGCACAAGCUGGGCGACAACCCGGCGUGGUGCAAGACCCCGAGCGGCCACAUCAAGCGGCCCAUGAACGCGUUCAUGGUGUGGUCGCAGAUCGAGAGGCGGAAGAUCAUGGAGCAGUCCCCGGACAUGCACAACGCCGAGAUCUCCAAGCGGCUGGGGAAGCGGUGGAAGCUGCUGCGAGACAGCGACAAGAUCCCGUUCAUCAGAGAGGCGGAGCGGCUCCGGCUCAAGCACAUGGCGGACUAUCCCGACUACAAGUACCGGCCGAGGAAGAAGGUCAAAUCCAGCGCCCCCAAGCCGGGCAGCGGCGGGGACAAGGGGGAGAAACUCCACAGUAGCUCGAACAACACCAGCACUAAGACGUCCUCGUCCUCGAGGAAGAACGGACCCAAAUCGCCCAGCAGCAGCAAAACCCACAAAUCACUUUUCGGGAGCAGCAGCAGCAGCAGCAGCAGUAGCACCAAAGCAUCACCGUUUGCCUCCGAGCACCCGUCCGAGCACCACCACAACUCCCUGUACAAGUCCAAAUCCGUCGCCUCGGCGGCCAAGCAGAUCCUGGACGGGAAGAAGCCCAAGCGGGUGUACGUGUUCGGCGGCGGCGGCGGCCUGAGCGUCAGCCCCACGUCCUCCGUCGCGGUGCCGGCCAGUCCGACGCUCAGCAGCUCCGCGGACUCCAGCGACCCGCUCAGCCUGUACGAGGACGCGGGCAGCGGCCGCGAGGAGGGAGCGGAGUCCCCGGGCAGCAGCAGCGGCAGCAGCAGCGGCAGCCCGGGCGGCUCUUCGGAGCGCCACGGCGGCCACACGUACACCAGCCGGCGGGUGUCCUCGCCCACCCCCUCCGGCUCCCACUCGUCCGCCUCGUCGUCGUCGAGUUCGUCGGAGGACGAGGAGUUCGAGGACGACUUGCUCGACAUCAACCCGAGCCCCAGCUUCGACAGCAUGUCGCUGGGGAGCUUCGGCUCCUCGGCGCUGGACAGGGACUUGGAUUUAAACUUUGAGUCCGGCUCUGGGGGCUCCCACUUCGAGUUCCCAGACUACUGCACGCCCGAAGUGAGCGAGAUGAUCUCCGGAGACUGGCUGGAGUCCACCAUCUCCAACCUGGUGUUCACGUACUGAGCGAUCGGCGCCGAACCCCAGAGGCUAUACAUUUAGAACGACAGGUAAUGUCCUACGAGCAAAAAGAUGACCCAAACCCACCGAACCGAGGGGUUCCCGGUGCAGUGGCCGUAAUAGUUAGCGUGACGAGCGCGCCGCUGAAAACCAGACCCCGUCCCCCCCUCGUCCUCACGGGGACCGAGGCGCAGCUCCGCGGAAAGCUCACGUUGAAAGCGAAUAAUUAGCUUUUUGUACUUUUCUUAGGAUGCGCGCGCGGACUGUGGGACUUUUGGUACACGCCAUGCACGAGGAGCGCAGAGACCAGACGGGCUGCGUUUCCUGAAAGCCCGGGCACGCGCUCAGCCGUGGACUGUUUUGAAACGAACAAGUUAACUGUGAUAGAUUUUGCACGCUAUGCGGUCCGCCGUUCACUUAAUCAAUGUUGUUGCCGAUUAAAAAAAGACGAAUAAAAGAGGGACAUUUCACAAGUUUUCUUUUCUACCAAUCGCCAAGUGAACUUCACCACUAAAGGUACAGAAAUAGGACUGUCCUGCGACAUUUUAAUUGUAAUGUGUCACCAAGAGGGAUUUUUAAUGAAACCGAGGUGGGUUGAUGUUUUUCUUUUAAGUUGAAUAUUUUCUCAAAAGCAAAAAACAUGUUAAGCAUGAUCGCCUACUUUGUUCCUAUCUUGUGCUGAGAUUUUCUGUGAGACUGUCGAGCAGUUUAAAACUAGUAUUAGGGUUAUUUAAAUGGAUAGGUGGCGCUCGCUUCGGUUCUUCUCUCUCUCUCUCUCUCUCUCUCUCUCUCUCUCUCUCGUUCUCUGUCUCGCUCUCUCUUUAAAAAAAGGACAUUGAAAUAAUCACCAGCUGUUGUAAUGUUUUCAAACUUCAGGACUCCAACGCAAACUUUAAAUCUGUGCUGAACUUUAUAUACACGUGUUCUCUACGAUUCAGGACCAAAUUUCUUUGGUGUUUAAUUUCAGAUGAUAGCUAUAGAGAAAUCCUCACCGAUUUUUCAUCCUCUGAGCUUUGUUUUGUACAUGUAUUCAGAUGCCAUUUUAUAUGGGAUGUUGUAUUUAUAUACUGGGCCAAGCAUUUUCUGACUUGAUCGUUUUUUUUAUUUCUUGUAUACAUGACCUGGUCUUGUUUUUGUCUACGUUCGUGUCUGUCACAUUUCCUUCUCAGGCGAAGGGCUAGAGUUUUUAAAACACACAACUUCUGAUUUGUUUUUAUAUUUAAAUGUACACACUUUUGGACACUUAAAAGAGAUGAAACAGUUUGAUUAUUUUCUCAGUGUAUUUUUGUACAAAUCUAUAUAGAUAAUGGGGGAGUCAACAAUCGGUGUGUGUAGCCUACUAAUGCAGCUGUAUUGGAUUUCCUAAUUUUUAAUACCCCGGCAUAGGCUGGUUUUCAUGCUGCCUUCAAGUGCUCAUGGAAAGCUCAUUCUUUGGAGGUCUGCCUUUUUCAAACGCUUUUGUAAAGCUAGCCAGCAAAUUCCAAAACAUGAAUCAGUGGUGCCUAUUGCUUAAUUUUAUAAAUUAAAGGCGCCAACCUACUGUUGACUUAAGCAACCAGGAAGAAGAGGUAAUAUUGGUUACAUUGAGCAUGCAAUUGGUGUUUUAAUUCACUAAUUUGGCAAACUUUAUUUAACUUUUACCAGCAAAUGCUAUCUAAACAUGACGGUGUCCAGUACCUGAAAGUCCAUUAUUCUUUUCACAGGUAUCAGAGUAACAACCUAUUUUAAAGACUUAAAUGCAAUUUGCCCAACAGCCCUUGAAAGCAGCACCAGUCUUUGUAUCAGCCUACCUUCUACGUUUACAGUGCCAGUUUGCAGGCUCCUUAAAGACACAGGAAGGCAUUAUUUGUAGAGGCUAUUCCUGUGGACCGCGUGGGGUUAACAGCGUUCAAGAUUUGGGGCAGCCACUUGUUUUUGCAUUUCCAGUCAGACAUCUUGCCUAUGACAACAAAUGAGGAGAUUGUAGCUUUAAAUUUGACUUGUUUCUUGAAGUUUUCAUGAACUGAUGUCAAAAUCUGCCAGUCAACUACUGGAUUGAGCAGGAUAUCAACAUAGCAAGCAAACAACAACAAUGAUUACAUCAAGCAUAUUCAAAUUUCUGACUUGAGUUCCGCAACACCUACAUGUACUGCGUUUCUCAUUGUAUUUGAACAUAUAAUCUUUUCUACUUGUCGGCUAACUAUUAGCUAAUAAUUGUUUUAGUAUCUUUAUGGCAUGGUGAAUAGCAUUUGUAUUUCAGAUUCAGGUUAUUAGUUGUUGUGUUUUUCAGAAAAAAUAGAAAAAAUGAGGAAAAACGUGAACUCGACCUUUGUAUAUUUGACUGUAUUAUAAAGCAAAAGAUUGUGUGUUUAUGUAUGUUGUUGCUAUUGAGGACAGGCACUGUCUAGAACUGCUAUCUUUUACACAUCCUUACUUACGUUUAAGGUGGUCAGUUCAGGACUCUUUUUUUAUACAUAUAUAUAUAUAUAAAUAUAUAUAUGAAAGCAUUUUAAAUAUAUUAACUUUAUUUUUCAUCCAUCCUGUGCAAUAUGCUGUGUAGAUUUAUCAUUUACUGUCUCCAUGCCAUAAACAAGGAACCACCCUGUUUUUGAGACUCAAAAGGAGGGGGAGCUCAUGCCAGCUACAUUUUGUCCAUUCACUGCCUGUCAGAUUGUUGAUAUAAACUUGUGUACAGAACUUUUUCAAGGAAGGAAAUAAAUAUCAGCUGGAACUGAA
Molecule: messenger RNA, 5792 nt
Organism: Betta splendens (Siamese fighting fish)
Lineage: Eukaryota; Metazoa; Chordata; Actinopteri; Anabantiformes; Osphronemidae
Gene: sox4b
Product: SRY-box transcription factor 4b
Exons: 1
Coding region: 1821-3083 (420 amino acids)
Biological process (GO): anatomical structure morphogenesis; cell differentiation; positive regulation of transcription by RNA polymerase II
Molecular function (GO): RNA polymerase II cis-regulatory region sequence-specific DNA binding; DNA-binding transcription activator activity, RNA polymerase II-specific
Source: RefSeq, a predicted model, not a curated record